Molecule: messenger RNA, 201 nt
Organism: Penicillium canescens
Lineage: Eukaryota; Fungi; Ascomycota; Eurotiomycetes; Eurotiales; Aspergillaceae
Product: CAZyme family GH55
Exons: 1
Coding region: 1-201 (66 amino acids)
Source: RefSeq, a predicted model, not a curated record
AUGAACGAAGCGAUGCAAGAAAACUACACUACGAUUUGUGUGCAGAAGAAGAUCCCUUGGAGCUUGUUCUUAGAAGCCAACCCUUCGGUCAGUGCGGAUAAGUGCAAUGACAACCUGGACAAUGGGUUCACCUACUAUGCCGGGCCAACAUAUGGUUGGGAUCUGUUCCUUGAUCGAGACGAUUGGGAGGAGGAGCUUUGA